UUUGAACUCUACGUUAGUGUUUAGACUUUUUAAGUUUUAAUAUAUUUCUAGCUUGUUGUCUGAAAGCUAUAUUAAAUGCAAUUAAAAACCAAGUUAUUAGUGUUUACUGCAACUUAUUUGUCAUUUGAAAUGAAUUGGCGCGAUUUCGUCUUCAGGAUCUCGUAAUAUAUAAUACCUCGAAAUGUUUUCUUUCUAAACUACUGUUAGUAAGGCAGCAUUUUGGUUCAAACAAACAAGUUGUCUUUAGGUACGUAUGCAAACAAUUCACAACAUGUAGAACCAUAUAUAUGUUUGGAAUAAUAUAUAUUAUUCCUGUCUGUUUGGAGAUAUCUGGACUGUAGUUGAAGUAUUUUUCCGUAGUCAUUACAGACUAUUUCACACGAUAGUCACUGACUUAUAUGCUUCGAGCAUUCAUUUGUAAUCAUUUUCCCCAUUAAUUGUAGUUCGCUUGGUUGAAUGGGAUUUUUCGCCAUGCUUUGUGUUACUGACAGUGAGACAAAGGAGUCGUACCACUGGUAAAGAGGACUAUACUGAGUGUGUAGCAUUGUCAUAGAACGGUCAACGACCCCACCUUAGCGCCUUCAUAUUACGCAUAAAAAGGAUUCAGGAUUGUCCACUUAGAAAUAAUAUUCUCCUUUUAAAUACCCAGUCAAAAUCAUUCAUUUUACUGCCUGUCCAUUAUAGGCCUUGGCUGAUCUUUUACUGAUUGUUGUGUACUAUAUGCAUCUGUUUUUUGCGUCAAGCUGAAUGCGGUGGACAUUUUUAAGGUAAAUAUCACUAUCAUCUUACCAAGUACGGGCUAAAAGUUUCCACUGAUUAGUUGGACAUGAAUUGGUUUUGUACCUACUUACUGCGCCUAGGUCUACUCAAUUUCAAGUACAUUUGCUCAAAAUAAUGUAUAAUCUGUCUGUGCACAGAUAAUUCAGAAUGAAAGAUGAUCUUUUUUCAAUGGUGCGAACCGUUCAGAGGUUACUCAAACGAAUUCCUACAUAUCUUUCAUUUCGCGACGUAGCAUAUAGCGAACCCCGAGUAUCUAGAAAGGUUGUAAAUUUUUCGUUCGAGAGCUUUGUGGUAUCUGUACACAAACCCUUAGGGUCAAUCGCACAAGUACCCUUUAUAGGCUACAUGGGUCAAGUCGUCUUUAACUUUUGAGCUUUGUUUGUAUAUUUUGCAAAUACGAUGUGCAUUCAUAGGUCAAGAUGCUGUGCUGGUGGGGUCUGAUGUUUUUGAUAUGUGCUUCCUGUAUUAAAAGCCUCUGUGUGAGGUUGUCUAUGUUGUUUUAAGGAUAUUUUCCUCUGCCUUAAGUCAUUAGCAGUGGUCUCACAGUUAGGUGAUGAAGAAACAGUAUGGAGAACAGUAUCACUAGUGAAAUAAAGUGACACAGGAGGUUACAAAGAGUGAAUGCAUCAUUAAGAGCGGUUUUGAGCGGUAUCAUUAAUAGCCUUCAGCAAUUGGUUCUCAGUACUCGGAGGACAUAAACUGGGCAGUUUACACAUCCCUAUGUGACUGGCUAAAAACUAACAGUCGGACUUCAUGGACUGAUGCCAGGUUUUAGUUUGACCACACAACAACUGUUUUCUAAGUAUAUUUUGUUUUAUUUUUAUUUUUCACCAUAGAAUUCUUUAAUGCAGAAUCAGACGUUGACUACAAAUCAGUUAAAUAACCAAAUAAAACGUGGCUCAUAUUCAGCUUAUAAAGUUCAAACCCUACCACCUGGUCAGGCACAACAGCAACAGCAGCAGCAACAACAACAAGUGUGGCCAUCAUCAUUGCCACCUGGUUGGAAGCGUGAAGAAUGUAUGCGACCAAAUGGUUUAAGCACUGGGAAAUCAGAUGUUUACUACAUUAGUCCUCAAAAUCAAAUUGUUCGUAAUAAACUGGAAAUGCAAGCAAUUUUAGGCGACAAAUAUGAUAUGAGUUUGUUUGAUUGGCGGUUAGGAAAAUUUACAUUGAAUCAUCGAUCCAAAAAAUCUGAAGAACAAGCAACAGACGCUUCCUUAGCGAAAGUCCCACGUUUAGACAAUCAGUACAGUUUUCCAGUGAGACGAUGUCCAUUUCCAAUAACAAAUGAAAUGAAACCUAUUAUUAUUCGUUCCCAUCCGGAAUGUAAGCGAAUAGAUGUGGAUAAUGCAAAUUAUGAAACACCUCAUCAGUUAUUCUGGGAGAAACGAUUGGCUAAUGAUGUGGCUAUUGAUCCUGAAACUGGUGAACCAUUUAAACCAAUCUCUCUGCCUAGAGGGAUACAGACUGCUGGAGUACCUGGUUAUCAAAGUACACAAUUAGUUCAAAGUUUAAUUCAUGCUUUAUCAAAUGAAAGUACUCCAAUUAUUGGUCAAGAACAACAACCUUCGACCAUUGAGAAAAAUCCAUGUGCUACGGUAAAUCCCUUGCAACCGAUGAUUAAAACAUUCAUUGUAAGCGAUGAUGAUAUACGUAGACAAGAAGCGCGUGUACAAGAAUUACGAAGGAAAUUGGAAACUGCUAGGCGUAAAUUAAAUCCAUUAGAAAUGAACCAUACCUGCUUGCCUGAAUCUUUGUAAGCUGAGUAGGGUUCAAACUCGUCGCCUACCCACCCAUCCACCCAAUCAUUCAUCCACUGGUUGAAAACCGAGCGCUGAAAGCAAAUGAGCCACAGUUUCCUUGUGUACAUAUACAUAUAUGUCUACCCAUAUAUUACCAUUUGUGUUUCUUUGCCUUUUUUGUUACUUCAGAGAUAUGAAAUUGAACGGCAGGGUUGACAAAUACAUUAGCUGUAUUAAAUAUCGUUAUGUGUUUGUACUUUUCUGUUUAUGCUUUUAUUUUAUUGUAGUAGUUGUCUUGUUAUUAUGUUUAUUUUUAUUCCUAUUGUUCUUGCAAAAUUUUCUACUGCAUUUUAUUGUUGUUUUCCAUUUUUUUUCAAAUAUAUGUUUUUAUGUUAUCUUGUACAAAUGGAAUGGAAUGAUAUUUGUUGUUGUUGUUGUUGGUUUGUAAAUAAUCUAUGGAACUUAUUGGAUGAGGUGUUACUCUUCAUUAGUUGACAAUUACUGAUAUUAUUCUGUGCGUUGGUGAUUUAGGGGCAUAGAAUUUUUGCCAGCCAUGUAUGUGGUCAGGGUUCGACUCCUGGUUGAUGCACUUUUAGCCGGUUGUAAGUAAGCUCGGAAAAGAGGGAAGGUUGGAGGUGUGUGUGUGUGUGUGGAGGGGGUAGCAACCCCACCAAUGCUUCUAAAACUUCAAAG
Molecule: messenger RNA, 3215 nt
Organism: Trichobilharzia regenti
Lineage: Eukaryota; Metazoa; Platyhelminthes; Trematoda; Strigeidida; Schistosomatidae
Source: the annotation of a GenBank genome assembly